AUGACAUACUACGGCCAGAAGGUCCAGCGCCUACCUAAUGUCUGGCUCGCAUCGAUGGACACACCCAGUCAACAAGAAUUCGUACACAAUCUGGAGAUCUACGCAAACGAGAAACAGGACACUCCACCGAUCGACGACCAAGAAGGCGCUGCGUUGAUGUAUUUGGCUGGAGGUGCCUGGUUCGGCAGAUGGAAUUUAACAACGCCAGUUCCAGCGGAUGGUAUACUCAGCACAUCUGCCAAAUUCGACAUAGUAAUGAACACUAAACCGUGGAGUCAUCGAUUCGGCGUGUUCAAGAAGUACAUGUCUGCAAUCUCAGACUACAUCAACGACAAUAUCCACGACCCUGAUCCCUUCACCGCUCCCAUGGACCCGAUCGAUGGGUUAGGGAACCAGGUUUUCUACGCCCCCCCUGUAGGACCUAUGUAUCUUGGCGACAUCCCCAGACGUAUAGUGGACGCAAAUCGCCGAAUAGACGAAAUGAUCAAGAUACAAGAUUGGAUACGUGAAGUCGAGAAGCAUUGGAAAUUCCCUGUUCUUUGGUCCAUACCAAUGACCACAUAUGGCCAGAAGAAGACGUGGCUGGAUCCGUUAAAAUCGGGGCAACAUGUUAAACAUGGAAUUGCAGACACACGCGCCAAUAUUCUUUUGAACUUGAGGUGCAAUGCGAAACUCGAUCGCAUCAAGCCUUAUCCUUACAAACGCACAUGCUGCACCGAUUACGGUAUCAAACCGCUUACUCAGCUCGGUAUUGUUGCUCUUGGUAUCAUUUACCUGGUUGCUUGUCUUGUUGGUGAGAUAUUGGAUUUGUACCAUGAUCGAAGUGAGCCACACUGGGGACUUUUCAAUAUGAAAGUAGGAUCAUUUAUCCUAGCACUCCUCAUGUGUUACUACGCGGAUCGGACACAGAUGAUGGCCAAGGGUGAAAAACUCUGGCUACCAAUCGACUUUGCUGUUCUUUGCGCUCCCUGUAUCGCAAUUCUGCUACUCACCAUUCGUCGAUCGCGCUCCCCCAUCUCAAUGGAUAUGUCUUUAUUAACCAAGGAAACAAACGAGUCUUUCCUUUCACGACAUCAAACAGAGGAAUGGAAAGGAUGGAUGCAGGCUGUCAUUCUCAUCUACCACUGGACCGGUGCAAUCAAAGGUUCUAAAUCUAUCUACAUCCUCAUCAGGCUCUGCGUAGCAGCAUAUCUCUUUCAGACCGGAUAUGGACACACGCUUUACUUUGUGAGGAAGAACGACUUCUCCUUUCGUCGUGUUGCGACCGUUUUGUUGCGUCUCAAUGUUCUUAGUUGUUCACUGGCGUAUGUCAUGGACACCGACUACAUGUUUUACUACUUUUCACCUUUGGUGUCGUUCUGGUUUCUCGUCGUUUACGCAACAAUGGCAGUCGGUGGAAAACGAUUCAAUAGCGACCCGCAGAUCGUGCUAUCCAAAAUCUGCAUUUCGGGACUAUUGAUCUCUGCAAUCUUCAUGUGUACGCCAUUCACCCAAUUCGUCUUUGGUCUGCUCAAGACUGUCUUCAACAUCCAGUGGAGUUACGAAACCUGGCAGUAUCGCGUUACACUUGACAUGUUUAUCGUCUACGCUGGCAUGUUGACUGCUGUGGUCCACAACGAGAUGAAGCAAACGUCUGUCCAUCUCGGUCUGCGGAUUAUUCUUGCUUUUGCUGGUCUGUUUGUUACGAUGUAUUAUUUCAAGUCGACCCUACAUCUGCGACAUAGCGUGUACAAGACAUGGCACCCUUUGGUCUCGUUUAUCCCGAUCAUAGCCUUUAUCACCCUUCGCAACAUCUCCGCCACAAUCCGCAAUUACCAUUCAAAAGCCAUGGCUUGGCUGGGCCGGUGUUCUCUAGAGACUUAUAUUCUGCAGUACCAUAUCUUGAUGGCAGCCGACACAGAGGGUGUCCUGAUUGUGGAUGGAUUAUUUGGAGACGGCACAGUAUUGGGAGAUCGAUGGAGGACUCUAAUCAUCAUCGUGCCAUUGUUUCUCUGGGUCAGCAAUGCUGCGGCAAUUUCAACAGGCUAUGUCGUGGAACUGAUCAUGGACAGUUCCGAGGACGAUGAAGAGAAAUCUACGUCUUCAUAUGCGUGGUUGGACAAGGUUCCUGGAUAUGGGCAGAUCACAGCACCGAAAGUUCGUAUCGCAUGCAUUUUAUUGGUAAUGUGGAUUUUGAACAUUUUGACGCCUGGACAUGGCGAAGUACCAGCCCCAAGUGGCGGUCACGAUGUUACAGUUGCACCGACGGUACCGUGA
Messenger RNA from Fusarium graminearum PH-1, 2256 nucleotides. RefSeq lists its product as uncharacterized. The record is from RefSeq and is a predicted model, not a curated record. Bases 1 to 2256 code for a protein of 751 amino acids. Lineage: Eukaryota; Fungi; Ascomycota; Sordariomycetes; Hypocreales; Nectriaceae. The transcript has a single exon.